This is a messenger RNA of Acanthisitta chloris (rifleman), 404 nucleotides long. RefSeq names its product gap junction alpha-3 protein-like. The transcript has a single exon. The annotation marks the transcript as partial. The record is from RefSeq and is a predicted model, not a curated record. Gene Ontology annotation, biological process: cell communication. Gene Ontology annotation, cellular component: connexin complex. NCBI's taxonomy places the organism in Eukaryota, Metazoa, Chordata, Aves, Passeriformes, Acanthisittidae.
UGGGCUUCAUUGUGGGCCAGUACGCCCUGUACGGGUUCCAGCUGAAGCCCCUCUACACUUGCAGCCGCUGGCCCUGCCCCAACACUGUCAACUGCUACAUCUCCCGACCCACUGAGAAGACCAUCUUCAUCCUCUUCAUGCUGGGGGUGGCCUGCGUGUCCCUGCUGCUCAACCUGGUGGAGAUCUACCACCUGAGUCUCACCAAGUGCCGGAAGGGGCCAGGCACCAAGUCCCGCAUCCUAACCAUUUCUGGUGGCCCUGGAGGGCCUAGCAGCACCCAUGUCACCCUGCCCAGGGGUGGCAGCCCCCCUCCGGGCCUGACACCCCUGAAGAAGGCAGGUGCAUGGCUAGGGGUGGCUGGUGGGUCCCACAGGGAGAUGCGAACGGCAGACCUGGCAGUGUGA